AUGCCUGAAACCAACGGCACACAGCUUACCGAGGAGGAGAUCAAGAGCUUUGGCCCGCUGGCCAAGUCGCUCGAAGAGCGCCGAGCUGCUGGUCCCAAGGUGACAACUGCUUACCCGUCCGGCCCUCCUCAAGGCAUGCAAGCCUACCUCGGACCUUCCAUGUUCCAGCCACAUCGGGCCCGUCAAGCCAUACGAGAUGCCCACGAGAAGAAGAUCCCACCUCUUAUCGGCUUCUACGCAGGCCUAUCUUCGAUUCCGCUCAUGCGUUACAUGGCUCCCUUCGGGUUUGAUGUGGUGUGGAUUGACUGGGAGCACACUUCCUGCAACGUCGAGACCAUGACGUCUCUUGUCCACGACGCCAUCUUCAUGAGCCAGGGCAAAACCAUCCCAUUCGUUCGGGUUCCCGGCCACGACCACGCUGCCAUUGGCUUUGCCCUCGAUGCCGGCGCCAGCAUUGUCAUCCCUCAGUUGGAGACGGUCGAAGAGGCAAAGCAUGUCAUGAGCAGCUCCAAGUUCGGAACCAAGAACAGGGGCACAAGAUCAGCGCCACCCUUUCGAUUGAUUCCUACCCUCACCGAUCAGGGUUACGACGGUGCGAGAGAUGUUUGGCAGAAUUGGAACGACCAAGCGGCGGUCAUGGUUCAAAUUGAAUCCCUUGCCGGCAUCAACAACCUUGACGCCAUCCUCACCGAGUGCCCCGAUAUUGAUGUCGUGUGGCUCGGAGCGCUCGACUGCCGCAUCAGUAUGAAUCUGCCUGCAAACUUUGGAAUGGGCAGUGAGCCCGAAUGGUUGGAGGCAAAGGAGAAAUUCUACACAACAUUGAAGAAGCACAACAAGCCCCUCGCGGGCUUCUGCUUUGCACCUGGCGAUGCGCUGACCGAAGCAGCUCAGGAGCAUAGCAUGAUUCUUCACGGCGCAGAUGUCACGAAGCUUCUUGAACUUCAGCAGGAGUUGGCGAACGCCAGGGAGGCUGUAAAGGGGGUUGUAAAGCAGUAG
Podospora anserina S mat+ is the source of this 996-nucleotide messenger RNA. RefSeq lists its product as uncharacterized. Gene Ontology annotation, cellular component: cytoplasm. Gene Ontology annotation, molecular function: aldehyde-lyase activity. The transcript is spliced from 2 exons. The coding region runs from base 1 to 996 and encodes 331 amino acids. The record is from RefSeq and is a predicted model, not a curated record. NCBI's taxonomy places the organism in Eukaryota, Fungi, Ascomycota, Sordariomycetes, Sordariales, Podosporaceae.